Molecule: messenger RNA, 802 nt
Organism: Etheostoma spectabile (orangethroat darter)
Lineage: Eukaryota; Metazoa; Chordata; Actinopteri; Perciformes; Percidae
Exons: 6
Coding region: 1-708 (235 amino acids)
Source: RefSeq, a predicted model, not a curated record
AUGAGAAUCUACAAGAGGCAGACAGUGAAGUUUAUACUGCAGUGCUGGUGGGACAACAGAAAACAAAUAACUGGAUACAAGAUCACAGUCCAAGAUCCAGUGUCUCCAGUUAUUCUGUCAGUGGACUCUGUGUCCAGCAGCUCAGUCUGGUGUAACCUGACAGUGAGCUGCAGAGCACAGGACUCUCACAUUAACAGCACCUUUAGAUGUGACACCCACACCUGCAGUCAGGAGGGAGGAGAGAGACCACAGGUCACACCCUCUGCUUCUGCUCUCCAUGUCUACCUGUCCAAUGACUCCAUCAUCUGUAACCAUAGCAACCAGGUCAGCUGGACAAAGGACAUGAAAACAAUUAAAACUCUCUGCCAACAUGAUGGUCAUGAUCCACCCACCAAUGCCAUCUCUGUGGGUGCUGGUGUUGGCAUAGGCAUCCUUCUCUUCCUAUGUGUUGCAGCAUUAGUAGUAGCAGCAUUUUGUUAUCAUCAAAAGAAAGGACAAGAUACAAGAGAGAUCCGGGAGAAUACAGUAUAUGAAGUUCCUCAGGUCCUACCUACAGAUUUAACUCAGAGUUCAACAGUUGAAGGUCUUUCGCCGACCUCCACCUACUGCUUGGUGGGGCCUCACACUGCAUCUCUGGAUUCCAGGCCGACUCUGCCAGAGAGUCUGUAUGCUCAGGUGGAUAAGCCUGGCAGAAUCUUAAACAAGUAAUCAGCAGGGUAUUACACAUAUACUGCGCUGGCUGCAAUUUACAGUUUAGCUUUUGGAUGUUAACAGUACUGUAAGUUAUAUGUGAGCUGCUCUG